Cuscuta epithymum is the source of this 3310-nucleotide messenger RNA. NCBI's taxonomy places the organism in Eukaryota, Viridiplantae, Streptophyta, Magnoliopsida, Solanales, Convolvulaceae. The record is from the annotation of a GenBank genome assembly.
CAAAUGUCUAGGGCCUCCAAAUUUUAGGGGCCUCUAAUUCUUAGAGUAAGCCUAUAUAUUUAUGUAUAUGUUUUCAAGUUUAAUAGUAAACAAAAGUUCCGAUGGUUCGUUUGGAUAUUACGCUAGUAAGGAGAAUCUGCUUCUAGUGAUGUUACGGGGUCGAUUCUCCAAUCCAUCCUUUUAUUUUUUUGUCAAGAAAAAAAAACGAAGCUGCGAGGAGUUGACUAGACUUUCCGUCUUCAGAGUUGGAAUCCAAAUAGGCAUCCCAGGCUUGAGGGUGAAAUAAUACAUGGUAUUGUAAAGAGGCCAGUGUUCAAAUCCAAGGUAAAAGAAAACAUCAGUGAUGUCUUGCUCUAUAGUUACAGCCCCAAAGAUAUGUAAAGAAUUUUUAUUCACAGAGCUAGACUAAUGGUAAUAAAUUAAAACGAUAUGCAGAAAGCAUUAAAAAAGAACAAUAAACAUGUGAGAUGUGAGUACAUAUAAUUACAAUAUAAAGCAUACCGAGUAUUUGCUUUCAUUGACUUCUACAGGAUAUGUAGUUGUGAACAUUAAGAUGAAGAAGCUAACCAAAACUACCAUCAUGAACCGUAAAAGAGAGUCAAAGAGAUUGUUGAUCAAGAUGCAUAGCUUCUGAGAAUCAAGUGAGUAUCAAGUGUGAUCUUCUAACAUUUGGUAUCAGAGCUUGGUGGAUCCUGAAUCAUGUCAAGAGAUACUGGUGGUACUCACAAUGAUGAAGGGCAGUCACAAGAGAAAGGUGACAUCAUUGCACUCAAAUAUCCCAUGCUCACAAAAAGUAAUUAUGCUGCAUGGGCUAUUAAGAUGGAGGUUUACAUGAUGGCACAAGGAGUAUGGGAAGCCAUUGAAACUGAGGGUGUUGUUGAAACACGAAAGGAUAAAAUGGCUCUUGCAGUCAUAUACCAAGGUAUUAGUGAAGAUACCUUGCUUCAACUUGGUGCAAAGAGGACAGCAAAGGAGGCUUGGUCCAUGCUUAAAACAAUGAACCUGGGGGCUGAAAAAGUAAAGGAAGUAAGAACUCAGUCCUUAUGGAGAGAAUUUGAGGCAAUGAAAAUGUCUAAUGAAGAUAGUGUGGAUGACUAUGCUAGUAAACUACAGAUUGUAGUUACUAAGUUGAGGGGACUUGGAAAUGAAGUGAAGGAAGAAAAAAUUGUGAAGAAAUUACUCAGAUCAGCAUCACCCAAGUUCCUGCAGAUAGCAUCUACAAUUGAGGAGUUUGGAGACUUAAAAACCAAAACCAGUGAAGAGAUCAUUGGAUCACUCAAGGCACAUGAAGAAAGGUUUCAGAGUGUUGAAACAAAAACUGAAGAAACUGUCUUGCUAACCCAGGCAGAGUGGAAAGCAAGAGAGGAGAAACAUGCCAAGGAUGUCUCUAGGGAUUUCAGGAGUAAUAGAGGAGGACGUGGUAGAGGACGUGGAAGAGGCUACAACACUUCUCACAAAAGAGAAGAAGAGCCAAUGCAAAAGAGGAAAUUUGAUAAGUCUAAGAUCAAAUGCUAUAAUUGUGGAAAGAUGGGGCAUUUUGCCUCAGAAUGCACUACAGAAGAGAAAGAGGAUCAUGCUAAUUUCAUGAAGGAGGAGGAUUUUGAAGAACCUGCAUUGCUGAUGAUAGAGACAUGUGAGUUAAAUCAAACUCAACCUCUGCAAGAAAAUACACAUGAAUUAAAGAGAAAUGAGGCAAGCUGGUACUUGGAUACCGGUGCAAGCAACCAUAUGACUGGAGACAAAGGAUGUUUCACAAGUAUUGACUCUUCAGUAAAUGGAAAGGUAAGGUUUGGAGAUGGAUCUGUAAUAGAUAUACAUGGUUUAGGAUCAAUACUUUUCCAAUGCAAAAAUGGAGAGCAUUUGGUCCUAACAAAUGUAUACUAUAUACCUAAACUGAAGAGCAAUAUUAUUAGCCUUGGUCAACUUAGUGAGAAUGGGAGCCGGGUGGUUAUAGAAAAGGGAGUGAUGAGAGUCUAUGAUAGUCAUAGUAGGCUCAUCAUCAGAGUUGAGAGACAAAACAACAAGUUGUUCACUGUAAGACUGCAAAUUGCAGAGAAAAUCUGCUUGCUUAUGAACAUUGAAGACAAAUCCUGGCUUUGGCAUGCAAGAUUUGGGCACUUGAACUUUCAAGCACUCAAAAGACUCUCAACCUUCAAAAUGGUGGAAGGCCUGCCUGAGAUCAGUCAUGUAAAUCAAGUGUGUGAUGGUUGUGCUGUAGGGAAGAUGCACAGAACUACAUUUCCAAACAAGACCUCUUUCAGAGCAAAGAAAGCAUUGGAGUUGAUCCAUGGAGACCUGUGUGGGCCUAUCACACCCUCCACACCUGCAGGUAACAAGUAUUUCCUAUUACUUGUUGAUGAUUACUCUAGAUACAUGUGGAUUACUCUUCUGGCCUCAAAGAGUGAGGCAUUAGAGAAGUUCAAGAGAUUUAAGGCAUUGAUUGAAAAUGAAGUGUUGGUCCCGAUUAAUAUGGUAAUCAGUCUAGAGGGGGGGGUGAAUAGACUGAUUGGUUUUUCAAAUUUUCUCUAAGUCCAAAAUGACUUAUCAGAGAAUGUCUGAUUCUGGUGAUAGAGAAAGGCUGGUUCUGAUAUCAGAACUGGCCUUGGCAGCGGAUUCUGAUCUGUCCGGGUAGCCUCAGAAACACUAAGGCAAAUGCCUUUCUGAUAACUCUGAAAACAAGAUCUGCUGAACACAGAUUCCAAGUCUUAGAGUUAAUCAGUUAAUGUCCUAAGUGCAGAAUUAUAAAUUGCAGUAAAGUAAAUGACACCGGAUAUUUUUAUAGUGGUUCAAGGAACAACGCGUUCCUCUAGUCCACUGUUCCACUAGCUUUGAAGUAGAUCGGUUACAAAGCUAAUUCCUAGCACUUAAGAAGCACUCCUUGUCUUCUUCAAGUCUAGAUGCCACCCAGGAUGCAAUUCCACGUCCUGAUGGCUGGUCCUUUCACUCAGCUUCCCGGAAGUAUCACCACUUCACUACUGCAGUUAUUUGGACGCCCUUCUUUUCAGAAGAUCCUUUGAAAAACAAAGGUUUUCCUCCAACUAGCUUCGUCACAAAUGAUGUUUGAUGAAGUUCUUGAAGAGUUGAAGAACAGGAUGAACUUCGCUCGUUGUUGGGGAUGAAAGAUUUGGAGUUUGAAUCUUCCCAACGUAGGACUUUUCUUGUAGAGUGUUAUGAAGUUUGAAUCUCAAGAAGUAUGUUCAGUGAAUGGAGCAAAAGUUUUUAGCAGAGUUCUCUACUUUUCUGUUCUUCGGUGUGUAGCUUAUAUACUGAGGUUGUCUGCCCGUUGGAGGAGGAGACAACUGCAUUAAAU